AUGCCUCUCAAUGCUCUAGCUAUCUACCCUGCGGCGGAUCCAGAGUUCAUCUCCUUCCCCAGUCGCAGAAGUGUAGUUCACAGCACAAAGGGAAUUGUAUCGAGUUCACAGCCCUUGGCCUCAAACUGCGGUCUACGAGUGCUUCAACAAGGUGGAAACUGCGCAGAUGCCGCUGUCGCAGUUGCGGCAGGUCUGAACAUGACCGAGCCCGGUAGCACGGGUAUCGGUGGUGACAUGUUCUGUCUGUUCUACGAUGCAAAGACCAAGCAGGUGCAUGCCUUGAAUGGCUCUGGUCGCGCUCCUGGGAACGCAACAUGUGAGAAAGUACGACAGUCUCUUGGUUUGAAAGAGGGCGAGAAUGGCACGAUCCCCAUGAGCAGUGCACAUGGUGUCACUGUACCCGGAGCAGCAGCUGGUUGGGUCGACGUGGUCGAGAAGUUUGGCAGUGGAAAGUUGAGCAUGGAACAAAUCUUGACUCCUGCUAUCGAGCUGGGAGAGGAUGGCUUCCCGGUUUCUGAGAUCAUGGGCUACUAUUGGUCGAAAGCCGAGCAGUCGAUCCGAAAUGCCUCGCCCAACUUCGCCGAAAUGCUCAAGAAGGACCCGAAUGGAAAGGAUGGCUGUCGAGCUCCAAAGCCUGGUGAGAUCAUGCGUAAUCCUACUCUGGCUCAGACCUUCCGCGAGGUUGCCAAACACGGAAAGGCUGGCUACUACACUGGAAGAAUCGCAGAAGAGUUGGUCAAGGUCGUUCAAGAUUUGGGAGGCUUCAUCUCUUUGGAGGACUUGAAGAACCACAUGGACAAAGGCAGCGAAGAGGUCGAUCCUAUCAAGCUGAACUACCGUGGACAAGGCAUUGCAAAGUCGCAUGGAGAGACGAUGCACGAUAAGAGCUCGGAAGGUGUUGAUGUCUGGGAGCACCCUCCCAACGGACAGGGCAUUGUCGCUUUGAUGGCCUUGGGUAUGCUGCAAGAGCUGGAGAAGAACGGCAAAGUCUCCACCUUCACCGACAAAGAUCACAAUUCUGCCGAGCACAUCCACGCUGUUGUCGAGACUCUCCGUAUCGCGUUUGCCGACGCCAACUGGUGGGUGGCAGACCCCAACGUGGUCAAGGUUCCUUCCCAAGAGCUCAUCUCCGAACAAUAUCUUGCUGAGCGAGCUAAGCUUUUCGAUCCUAAGAAGGCUGGUGACAUCCCUGAUCAUGGUUCUCCUGCACACAACCACUCUGACACUGUCUACUUUGCUGCAACUGACAGCGAGGGCAACGGUAUCUCAUUCAUCAACUCAAACUAUGCUGGUUUCGGUACUGCUAUCAUCCCCAAGGGCUGUGGAUUCACCCUACAAAACCGUGCCUGCAACUUCCAGCUACAACCAGCCAACCACCCCAACGUCUACGCUCCCAACAAGCGUCCUUACCAUACCAUUAUCCCUGCUCUGAUUACUAACAAAUCAGAUCAGAGCUUGCAUUCUGUCUAUGGUGUGAUGGGUGGUUUCAUGCAGCCUCAAGGACACGUUCAAGUACUAUUGAACAUGCUCGUCUUCAAGAUGACACCACAGGCCGCUCUUGACGCACCUCGUGUCUGCAUUGGUGCUGGUAUGCCCGACAGUGGUGAUGUCUUUGACAAGACCGUUUACCUCGAAGAUGGUAUCUCGGAAGAGACUGCUGAUAAGCUUCGUGCCAUGGGUCACAAUGUCGAGAUUAUCAAGGGACAUGGCAGAGGUCUGUUCGGCAGAGGACAAGUCAUCAGAUGGCACGUUGACCCCGUCGAGGACCGCGGUAUCUGGAGUGCAGGCAGUGAUCCUAGAGCUGAUGGACACGCCGUUCCCUGGAUGUAA
Molecule: messenger RNA, 1830 nt
Organism: Aureobasidium namibiae CBS 147.97
Lineage: Eukaryota; Fungi; Ascomycota; Dothideomycetes; Dothideales; Saccotheciaceae
Product: gamma-glutamyltranspeptidase
Exons: 3
Coding region: 1-1830 (609 amino acids)
Source: RefSeq, a predicted model, not a curated record